Molecule: messenger RNA, 1906 nt
Organism: Boeremia exigua
Lineage: Eukaryota; Fungi; Ascomycota; Dothideomycetes; Pleosporales; Didymellaceae
Product: mannan polymerase II complex ANP1 subunit
Exons: 6
Coding region: 1-1563 (520 amino acids)
Biological process (GO): protein N-linked glycosylation; cell wall mannoprotein biosynthetic process
Cellular component (GO): mannan polymerase complex
Molecular function (GO): alpha-1,6-mannosyltransferase activity
Source: RefSeq, a predicted model, not a curated record
AUGGUCGACCUUGCGAACGACUGUCAAGACCUGGAACCGCAGUCGUUUACCGUCAGCCCGUCGCUCCUUCCACCCGCAAUCGCGCACAGCAGGAACGUGCUGUCACGUCUGUCGUUUCCGGCAACGGCCCCACUCGCGACGCUCCAUCUGCGCACCGCGCACCCAACCACCACGCUGGCUUCACCAGAGUCGCCGUCGCAGCCCCUCCAUUCACAGCGCCAGCGCAGGAACACGGGCGACAUCCGUGCGAGGAGCUCGUCCAUUCGCAUCAGCCAGGCCCGGGGAGAGGAGGAGGAUCGACGGCCUGCGAGCCUCGCCAGUCUCACCAUGCUGCCACAGAUGGUCGCGGGCAAGAGUGGCUACUCAUGGAAGGCGGCAAAGGCGAGGAUACCGCCGUACAGACAAAUCGCACACACCGUCCGGAGCCCGAGGUUUCUGGUGCCGCUGGCCAUUGUAACGGCCAUUGUGCUGCUAUGGCGGUCCAUGGGCACCGCUGCGAGCGAGGUGCAGAGAUUCUACUGCUUCGGCCCUUCAACACCUCCUAUGCGAAUGACGCCGAACGAGAAUGAGGAAUGGUACGGCCACCUCACAACGCCUGUCGUUUUCAACCAUCGCAAGCCAGUCGAGAUCAAUAGCACCGAGAUCCAGCAUAUCAAUCUCGACCCCAUCAAGUCGACCGUAGAUGCAGUGCGCAAUAAGGAGAAGAUCCUCAUUCUGACCCCGCUGCGCGAUGCCUCCUACUACCUCGCCAAGUACUUCGACCUCCUCACGCAGCUCACAUACCCGCACGAGCUGAUCGAUCUUGCUUUUCUUGUCGGCGAUACCACGGAUGACACCAUGGCAGCGCUGGCAAUGGAGCUUGAGAGGGUGCAGAACAACCCGGAGAUUGCCUUCAGAUCGACGAUGAUCGUGGAGAAGAGCUUCGGCGUGACAACUGGACAGAGUGUCGAGGAGCGACAUGGCUUCGCCGCCCAAGGCCCGCGGAGAAAGGCCAUGGGCAAGGCGAGGAACUACCUCUUAUCAGCAGCAUUGAAGACUGAUCAUAGCUGGGUGUAUUGGAGGGACGUGGAUAUCGUCGAGAAUCCGCCAAAUAUCAUUGAGGACUUUGUCAUGCAUGACAGGGAUAUCAUAGUUCCCAACAUCUGGUUCCACAGGUACAAGGAGGAGAAAGGAAAGAUGGUUGAUAUCGAAGGCCGCUUCGAUUAUAACUCGUGGCAAGAAUCCCCGGAUGCCCUCAAACUCGCCGCGACGCUUGACAAAGACGUCGUGCUUGCUGAAGGCUACAAAGAAUACAAGACGAACCGCAUCUACAUGGCCACGAUGGGCGACCGACACGCUGAUCCCCACGAGGAGAUCCCCCUUGACGGAAUCGGCGGCGUCAAUAUCGUCGUGAAAGCCGACGUGCACCGCUCCGGCAUCAACUUCCCCGCAUACGCAUUCGAGAAUCAAGCAGAGACCGAAGGCUUCGCGAAAAUGGCUAAGAGGGCCGGCUACGGCGUAUACGGCCUGCCAAACUAUGUUGUGUGGCACAUUGAUACAGACGAAAAGCCCGGCAAUGCAUGAGCUGUCGUUCAAAAGAGAUUUUAGUGUAGUUGCAGAAGAUAGAAAAGGACAAACGCGAGCGCAGCAAAGACGCAUACGACGGCGUUUGGGGUGUACAUUCCAAACACAAAUAGACGGCACGAUUACUGUGCAUGCACGAUAUGAGAGCAGCAUCACACACUGUACAUUCACGACUUGGGGGGCGCGCUCUGGGAGCUCGCGACUUUAGAUAUACAACCCACUUUUAAAUCAUGUUCGCUCUACUCUUGUCAUGCCGCCGCGGAUAGUCGCCUGCGUUGCUCGUCGUUGCUGGCUGGAAAUGUGAUUUCAUGUCUGUCUCAUAGGAGUGCAGGAUCUGUUCCCG